AUGGCUUCUCACCAGGUAAAUGACGCAGAGAGAGGCAUUGCCGACAUCAUUCACUCCCGGUCUCCGACAGCCUCUGCUUCACCAUGGGCCCUACCCUCUCUCCCAGUUAAAGCUAGUGAUUACCUCGCUAAGCCAAAGGCCCCUGCCCGACCAACGAGAAGGGCCAACCUCUGGAUAAGUUGGCAACUGUGGUUUAAUACGUAUCGGAAAUUCUAUACCUUCGUCGUCUCUAUGAAUAUCACAGGACUAAUUCUCGCAGCUACCAGUACGUGGAAGUAUCCUCGCGAUUAUACAGGCGCUUUCAUUCUAGGAAACCUCCUCAUCGCUAUUCUAAUGCGGAAUGAACUGUUUGGGCGACUUCUAUACCUCAUUAUUACUACAUUGUUUGCAAAGUGGCCUCCUCUAUGGUUCCGCCUGGGCUGCACAUCAGUACUACAACACCUAGGUGGUAUCCACUCGGGAUGUGCUACGUCUGGAUUUAUGUGGUUGAUAUUUAGAGUGAUUCUCAUUUUCAUCGACCAUAAGGACAAUCAUGACGUAGUCUUGAUUAUGGGAGUUAUAACAAAUCUAGCUGUUGCGGUGUCUAUUCUUUCUGCUUUCCCGUGGGUUCGGAAUACUUAUCAUAACGUCUUUGAACGGCACCACCGAUUUGUCGGAUGGCUCGGCUUGUUAUGUACCUGGGCGUUCGUCGUACUUGGUGACAGCUACGACGUUACAACACACUCUUGGAAACCAGACGGCAUUCAUAUUAUUAGACAACAACAAUUUUGGUUCGCAUUUGGGAUGACCGUGUUCAUCAUAAUACCUUGGCUGACUGUCAGGGAAGUUAGGGUAGAUGUUGAAAUUCCCUCGCCGAAGGUGGUUGUUCUACGAUUUGAGCGUGGAAUGCAACAGGGAUUGCUCGCCAGGAUUUCGAGAGCGUCCAUCAUGGAGUAUCAUGCAUUUGGAAUUAUUUCGGAAGGGGUACACUCGAAAGAACAUUUCUUGAUCUGUGGUGUCCAAGGUGACUUUACUCGCGAGUUAGUCCAGAAUCCUCCUACUACUGUUUGGACAAGGCAACUGAAAUUUGCCGGCGUGUCGAACACCUCCACGUUGUACAAGCGCGGAAUACGCAUUUGUACUGGAACAGGUCUAGGUGCCGCAUUAUCCACGUGUAUACAGGUGAGUUUGCUAUGGUAUUUAAUUUGGAUCGGUUCUGAUCAAGAGAAGACGUUCGGUCCCACUAUCUCAGGUCUCAUCCAUAAACAUCUGGGUCCUGGGCGAUCGAUCUUGUGGGACUCAAAGGAACGUGGUGGCCGACCAGAUGUCAUGAAGUUGAUCAAGGAAGCCUACAUAUCGUGGGAUGCUGAGGUGGUUUUCAUCACAUCAAACCGGUCUGGAAACAAGGAAAUGAUGGAAGGCUGCAAGGCCGCGAGCAUCCCUGCUUUUGGUACCCUCUGGGAUUUCUAG
Guyanagaster necrorhizus is the source of this 1449-nucleotide messenger RNA. RefSeq lists its product as uncharacterized. The transcript is spliced from 13 exons. The record is from RefSeq and is a predicted model, not a curated record. Lineage: Eukaryota; Fungi; Basidiomycota; Agaricomycetes; Agaricales; Physalacriaceae. Bases 1 to 1449 code for a protein of 482 amino acids.